Panicum hallii is the source of this 1137-nucleotide messenger RNA. RefSeq lists its product as uncharacterized. NCBI's taxonomy places the organism in Eukaryota, Viridiplantae, Streptophyta, Magnoliopsida, Poales, Poaceae. The transcript has a single exon. The coding region runs from base 514 to 999 and encodes 161 amino acids. The record is from RefSeq and is a predicted model, not a curated record.
UUUCUCACAACGUCCUGAGCGGCUGAACCUGAACCCAGCUCACCAGCAACAUUCAUGGCGAACAGGCCGGGCCCUUGGAGCUGCCGCUAGGCGCCUCCAGCACCCCUGUCUGUACCUGGACGAUGCAGAAUCUCGUACAUAACGCAAAAGAUGCAGACCAUUAUUGCUCCUGAUCACCUCCAGCUACAGAAACAUGAUUUGAACGUCUUAAUUUUGCUCUUUUGCUCCUUGAACCACGCUUGCUCCCAGCAAAAGCAAUCUCUUAUCGGGCAUCAAUGACCGCUGUCAAGUAGGUGCGAGACCGCCCGGUCCUCCUGUCAUGGCCGACUCAGCUCACCCAAAGCCACUGUUCCUGAGCUGGCACGUCCCACCUCAGGCUAUAAAACGCGAGCUCCCUGCUGCAUUGAUCCCGCACCCUGCCAUGAUCAUUCAUCUCCUCCUCGCCCCACUCCCGCAGCACCGGUAAAAAGAGCAGCUAGUUGGCUACCAUUUUGAUCUAUACAUCACAUACAUAUGGAUAUGGAUAGCAAUAGCAUCGAGCCGCGGCAGAGAGAAGACGGCGUCAUGGAGGUGCCGGAGAUCGACGGCGACCUGCUCGUCGAACUCCUGGACGCGUCCCUCGCCGCCGAGGACGCAGGCAGCCCGCAGCUCGGCUUCCCGGGCGACGUCGACGGCGGCGACUGCUGGGUCGGCAGCCACGAACUGAACGGCGCCAUCCACACGCACCAGGACUGCGAGGACUGCGACCUCGACGCCAUCCUGUCCGACUUCGAGGAGUACGGGAGCCCGCGGCCAGGGUACCCGGCGCCGUACGCCGUCUUCGACGACGACACCCUGGAGUGGGCGGAGACGGCCGACGCCGGCAUGGGCCCGUUCGCCGGCGGGUGCAUGGGGGACUGGUACAUGGACGGCAUGGUCAUGGUCAUGGCCAUUGAGUGGGAGGAGGAGGGCGGCGAGGCUGGCGCGGAGCAGGUGUACGGCAGCCCACUGUGGGAGUGAUCGAACUUGUGGACGCGUGUCCACGUGUCUGUGUUUAGUAGAUGUGCUUAGUACUCAGUAGAUGUGUGCCGCACUGCCGCUGUAACCAAGGACGGAUCUAGAAAAUAAAAAUAGGAGGGCAAAUUUCACCUUGUUCAA